Westerdykella ornata is the source of this 570-nucleotide messenger RNA. Its product is annotated as alpha-L RNA-binding motif-containing protein. Gene Ontology annotation, cellular component: Mpp10 complex; small-subunit processome; small ribosomal subunit. Gene Ontology annotation, biological process: rRNA processing. Bases 1 to 570 code for a protein of 189 amino acids. The record is from RefSeq and is a predicted model, not a curated record. The transcript has 3 exons. Gene Ontology annotation, molecular function: rRNA binding; snoRNA binding; structural constituent of ribosome. NCBI's taxonomy places the organism in Eukaryota, Fungi, Ascomycota, Dothideomycetes, Pleosporales, Sporormiaceae.
AUGGUCCGCAAACUCAAGUACCACGAGCAGAAGUUGCUGAAGAAGGUUGACUUCACCACCUACAAGAGCGACAACAAUCACCGCCAGGCUGCCGUCGUACGGAGAUACCAUAUCCAAAAGCCCGAUGACUAUCGAAAAUACAGCCAACUGUGCGGCUCUCUACGGCAACUUGCGCAUCGGCUCGCCAACCUCGAACCCUCCGAUCCCUUCCGCCGCAAACAUGAGGACUUGCUGCUCGAGAAGCUCCACGACAUGGGCAUACUAGGUACGGGUGGAGGAGGCAAAGGAAAGCUCAGUGAUGUCGAACACAAAGUUACUGUCAGCGCUUUUGCGAGGCGGAGGUUACCUGUUGUGAUGACGAGGUUACGGAUGGCGGACACAGUGCAAGCGGCGACGAAAUUCAUAGAGCAGGGACAUGUGAGGGUCGGCACAGAAGUCGUCACGGAUACGGCGUACUUGGUGACGAGAAACAUGGAGGAUUUCGUUACCUGGGUCGAUUCAUCAAAGAUCAAGAGGAACAUUAUGAAAUACAGGGACAAACUGGAUGAUUUUGAGCUGGAGGCAAUCUAG